Messenger RNA from Scleropages formosus (Asian bonytongue), 2014 nucleotides. RefSeq lists its product as uncharacterized. NCBI's taxonomy places the organism in Eukaryota, Metazoa, Chordata, Actinopteri, Osteoglossiformes, Osteoglossidae. The transcript is spliced from 3 exons. The record is from RefSeq and is a predicted model, not a curated record. Bases 527 to 1447 code for a protein of 306 amino acids.
AAUGUGUGUGUGUGUGCAUUUCAUGAACACCUUAAAAAUAUUACAAUAAUGUACAGUCUAAUGACCUUAUUACACUUCUUCCCAAUACUAUUCUUCACUGCCUAAAUUCUUUAAAAAAAAAACUGAAGAAAAUGUCGGUUUUUUAUUAGCAAAUUUGGACCUGUGUAUAGGAUAUUUGGUUAAAAUUAUUGAUAAAUUAAUGAUAUAUGCUUGUUUCUCUGUACUUGUAACAAAAUGUAAGAAUCCAAACAGUACAUAUUAAUACUGCAAAGCAAGGUUUCAAUCCCAGCCCCCCCUCUUCCAACAGCAAUCUCCACCGGCGAACGGCGGCUGCGCAAAAACGUAUUACGUAAUAAACGUGCAAAUGACGCAGAAACGUAGGAACUCGCUCAUGAGCCGAGCGCGGAUGAAUACAGGUGUGAAAGGAGCGCCUUCGGGCGUAUUCCGCCAGCCACUUUGUCUCGAGCCCACGUGGGAGUGUUCUUGCGCGCUCUAGUGCUUUUCCCCUCAAGCUUUCCUCUUCGCGAUGACUGGAAAGCGCCGAAGUGCUUUGGGCGCAGGCAGAGGUCGGAGGAAGAGGUCUGCAAUUACACGGGAAGAGAAGUUAGGCAUUAUUCAGAAGUGGGAAGGCGGCCAGAAGUUGUCUGCCAUCGCUCGUGAGGUGAGACACCCACCGGUGUCCACGGUGAGCACCAUGAGGGGCAAACGCCUCAGCACGAAGCGCUCGGCACUCAAAUCCCCCGUGCCCGUCACGACGAUGCAGAGGCAGGGCGCGAUCUCGGAGAUGGAGACGCUGCUCACCGAUUGGAUCGAGGAUAUGAGUCGCCAGGGGCGCAUCCAGCAGGAGAAGAGCCUCUCGCUCUGCGAGGAAUUCGAGGAGAAGACGCCGGAGGCCAUCGCCGAGGGCUCCUUCGGCGCGAGCCGCGGCGGGCUGCGCCGCCACCAGAAGCGCGCCAACGUGCGGCAGGCGGCGCCGAGCGCGCUGGAGCUCAAGGAGGAGCAGCUGGACUCGGAGGUCCCCGAGGACAUCCAGGUGACCAUAGGCGAGGACGAAGGGGAAGCGCUGCCCGGUGUCGGAGAGCUCGCCGGGCUCGAGGCGCUCGUGGCGGCGGGGCGGCGCGCGGAGCCGCGCUUUACGGCGGAGGGACUCGCCGAGGCUUUCCGGCUCGUGGACGCAUCUCUGUCCAAGAUCGAGUCCAUGGACCCCAACGUGGAGAGGUUCGUGGACUUCAGCCGCCGCAUCUACGCCGACCUGUCCGCGUACAGGCGCAUCCAGAAGGAGAAGAAGCUGGAGUCGACGCAGUGCACGCUCGACACGUUCAUUCGGAAGCUGAGCGAAGCGCGCGCACGGGAGCCGGCGCAGGCUCAGCCCUCGGCGUCCGCGUCCAGGUGGCUGGAGAUGCUUGCGGACAAAGAGCUGGGCUGCACAAACCACCUUCUCCAGUGACUUCUAUCUGGGCCCACUUGGUGUGUGUACUUUUAGGGAGAACGGGGUGCACCGUGUCUGACCUUUACUGAGGACUCCGGUCAAGACAGCACCAGUAGGAAUGUCUGAGAGCUUCAUCGUCUCCACAGGUGAGCUACUGUCUCUUUCUUGGUCUCUUUUGGGUUGUGGGAAUGAGCUGCUCAGAUUAAAAAUACUGCUGUAAGAAAAGGUUAGUAAUGUUCCUGUGGUCUUGUUGUUGCUUCAUUUCAUAGAAUUUCUUGAAGAUGACCUUAAGUCAACAUUUUAUGUAUGUGCCACCUGUUUUUAGACUGUAGGAGGAAACCUUAAUGUUUAUCAAAUAAGACAUUGCUAUAUGUAAACAUUUAUUGCUAACUGCGAUGUUAAUUUCAGCAGGAAAUCUCCUCAUACCUAAAUUUGACACUGAUUGGUGGACCUGUACACCACAGAACGCUCCGUUUAUCAGGAGUUCCCGUCAUAAGUCCUUCUGCUUGGUUCAAAGAUCACUAUGGCCUGAAGGACACGGACAUGAUGGUGACCCAGUGAAGGCCUGUGCAGUGAGGCACAGUG